GAAUCCUCAAGUUUUAGAAAAAUAAUUUAAUGUUUCAUUAUUAUUAUCAUUAUUAUUAUUAUUAUGUCGUUAAAUUACUUUUUGACACUUCCUUUUAUUAUUUUUUCCAAAGCGCUUGGCUGCUUCAAUGAAAAGCAUCUAACGCUAGGGGGCAACAGUGAGCUCUGAGACAUCCUAUCCGCACGUUCCACUCACCGAAGAAGAAGCUCCACCUUUUAAUUUUUAUUGCGUCACUUCCUGCCAAAAUAAAACAAACGAAUUUUCGGGUUUGUGCUAUCUUUUUAAUGUUUUGGUGAAUUUUUGCUCAUCUUUCUUUUUAGUAAAUCUCAUAUUUAGACAGUAGGUGUUCAUUAUCAGGUUGUGGAUAUGGAGCCGCCCAGUAAACCUGGCUCCAACCAGGUGGCUGACGUGGUUUUUGUCAUCGAAGGGACAGCAAACCUGGGACCAUACUUCGAAUCACUGAGGAAAAACUACAUCCUUCCAGCUAUUGAAUAUUUUAACGGAGGGCCGCCGGCUGAAACGGAUUUCGGUGGAGAUUAUGGAGGAACGCAGUAUGGUCUGGUGGUGUUCAACACGGUGGACUGCGCUCCUGAAUCUUACGUUCAGUGUCACGCACCGACCAGCUCCGCCUACGAGUUUGUUUCAUGGAUCGACAGCAUCCAGUUCAUGGGUGGUGGAGCAGAAAGCUGCAGCCUGAUUGCUGAAGGACUUUCUGUGGCUUUGCAGCUCUUUGACGACUUUAAAAAAAUGAGGGAGCAAAUAGGUCAAACACACAAGGUUUGUGUUCUUCUGUGUAAUUCUCCUCCAUAUCUGCUCCCUGCUGUGGAGAGCGUCAGCUACACCGGAUGCACAGCAGAGAGUCUGGCCAAAAUCAUCAGAGACAGAGGAAUCCACUUUUCUGUGGUGGCGCCUCGAAAGCUCCCCGCUCUGAGGUCUUUGUUUGAAAGAGCGUCUCCGCUGAACGGCGCGGUGGAGCCCCUCCCCGACUACAGCCAGGACCCCUUUCACAUGGUGCUCAUCCGAGGCAUCUCACUUCCUGUUUCUUCAGGUGGAGGACCGGUGCCGCUCAAGCCCGUCCUGCCCUCUCUGCCUGGCGGCCAGUCGGCUGUUGGAGCGUCGCAGGCCCCCCCACCCACAAACCCCAACCACAAUUUGCAGAUUCAACCCAGUUUUCCCAACACUCAGAUGGUUGCACAGAUGCGAUCACAAGUUUCUCAAGCGUCCGCCUCACAAAUGCACCAGAUGAAGAUGAAUCCGCCCAACCUGCCAGCCGGGGCCACACAGGCUGUGCCACCGAUGCCUCACCAGGUUCCCCCCAAUCAGCCGGUGCCGCCCUCGGGACAGCCGCCGCUCAGCCAGCAGCCUCAGGCGCAGCUGCAGCAGCAGCCGUCGGCCAACCAGCCCACGGCGCCGUCAGGGCAGCCCAACAUGGCUGCCGGUCAAGGAAACGCAAAUUCAAUCGUACAGCCCCCCAGCGUGGCGAACAAAGUGGUGGCGUGGACCGGCGUCCUGGAGUGGCAAGAGAAACCCAAAGCCUCGUCGAUGGAUUCAGCCACCAAACUGACCCGCUCUCUGCCGUGCCAAGUGCACGUUAACCAGGGAGAAAAUCUAAACACGGAGCAGUGGCCGCAGAAGCUCAUCAUGCAGCUGAUCCCUCAGCAGCUACUCACCACCUUAGGUCACCUGUUCAGAAACUCUCGGAUGGUUCAGUUUCUCUUCACGAACAAAGACCUGGACUCGCUCAGAGGCCUCUACCGCAUCAUGGCCAACGGUUUUGCGGGCUGCGUCCACUUCCCCCACACCACCUCCCCCUGUGAAGUCCGCGUGCUGAUGCUGCUCUACUCCUCCAAGAAGAAGAUCUUCAUGGGCCUCAUCCCCAACGACCAGAGCGGCUUCGUCAACGGCAUCCGGCAAGUCAUCACCAACCACAAGCAGGUCCAGCAGCACAGAGCGCAGCAAAUGGGGGCCUCAGGGGGCCCGAUGCAGCCCGGGCAAGUUCCCCCCAACCAGAACUUCCUUAACCGAGCCCCCGGCCCCAUCCCCGUUUCCCACGGUAACGUCCAGCCUCAGUCUGUGGUGGUGGGCAUGCCUCCUGUUAGUCAGGUCUCUAUUAUGGAGGAGCAGCAGAGACAGAACAACAUGAUGACCAUACGAACAGCCGGACCGACCAACCAGCAGUCGGCGGUUACUGGAGCCCCGCCCAACCAGGUGGCGCAGAACGCCCAGGCGCAGCCUCAGGGUCCCAUCCUUCGCCUCUCGAACCCGGGAGCCAACCCGCAGCUCCGCAGCCUCCUCCUGAGCCAGCAGCAGCCACAGCAGGGAGGGGUUCCUCACAUGCAAGGCAUGAUGGCCCACCAAGGUUUGGGACAACAGUUGGUCCACCAAGCACCAGGAGGGGGGGCUCCAAUGCAGGCCCAGUGGAGGCAGCCCAUGCCAGGUCAGAUGCUGAUGGCCGGCGGGCAGAGGGGACCCGUCCCGCAGACCGGGAUCCAGCAGGUCUCCAGCGCCAUGGAGGACGACCUCCUCAUGGAUCUGAUCUGACGGACUGCAGCUUCACGUUUGGACUUCUGCUCCGUUUCUGUCUUGGCUUAAACGUUCAUCAUGAAUCAUAAGUAGUUUCUCUUUUUUUCGCAGGAGCCUGAAGCGGUUGGAGUUAAUUAGGGGCAGACGAUGUGAGAAUUCAUGUAAAUGUUCAUACGGUCUGAAACUCCUCAUCCUUAUGUUUUUACAGCUGAAAAUGUACAGAUGUAUAUUUUUUUGUUAUCUUUGAACUUGUUUUGAGAAUAAAAUCUAGGAGUUUUGCUGGUUUA
Oryzias melastigma (Indian medaka) is the source of this 2810-nucleotide messenger RNA. It is a transcript of the gene med25, whose product is annotated as mediator complex subunit 25. Bases 367 to 2541 code for a protein of 724 amino acids. The record is from RefSeq and is a predicted model, not a curated record. Lineage: Eukaryota; Metazoa; Chordata; Actinopteri; Beloniformes; Adrianichthyidae. Gene Ontology annotation, cellular component: mediator complex; transcription regulator complex. Gene Ontology annotation, biological process: positive regulation of transcription by RNA polymerase II. The transcript is spliced from 20 exons.